AUCGGAUUUCUAGAGACAUCCGCGCCAACAAUAGUAGAGCGACCUGGUUUAAUUCGUGUAAAAGCUCCAUUAUUUCUUGGAGGUACAGCGUUAGCCAUGGUUCAAGUUUUACGCCAGUUCUAAGAAGACACUCUUGCCGAACGCACCUACACCUACCAGUGAGAGUCUGGGAAACGGUCUGAUUCCCGUCAACAAUAACUAAUUGAUAACCGACUCGAUUGUUAAUCGUGCGAUGUAUCUUCAAAUGUGGAUGCUGUUCCUCUGGGCUCUUAGUUUUACUGAUAUGGUGGUGUCAAUUUUGGCCGAAGACACAACCACCCUCGUCGAUUCUCAUGAGCCUCCCACUCGUCAAAACGACAAAUUUUCCACGGCAGAAUACCCCUACGUUCGAGGAAACGGAAACAACCUCAAUCACGAGGACGAUCGCAGCAUCCCCUACAACCACCGGUGCUCCGAACGUCUCGAGAAUGCCUUGGAUCAAAUUCGUCGCCGGCAAAUUGCCAAACAAAAGACCCUCCACCUCAACGGAUAUUCGCUCCACCAGCAGCUCCGUUCUGCUCCUUACGACAUGUACGUAACCGACAUGAGAGUGCGUCUUCCAACCUCCAACAGUUGGGUAAGAGUGGACCGGUGUCGAUUCAAUCCUCGCAACGCCUCUUUGGAGACCCGAUUGCUGUUUAACGAUCUAACGAUCAGCGGCAAAGUGAACCUCUUUAACGGCGACAUGCUCCAAAGAGCCCCCGUUGAGCCGAAUCCGGAAGACUCUUGCAGCAUGAUUCUGCGAUUGAGGCGGGCGGGCAUUGGAUUUCACACCGAGCCCAUAAGACGAGAGAGAGGCCAGUUCAACGUCAAGACUGAUUCACAUUUCCUUGAGCCUGGAUUCAUAAGUGUCUACGCCUAUGGCUGUGAACCAAGGCUUAGAGAACACCGACGAGGCUUUAGAGACGACGAAGACAGUGAGGAACUGUCCAGAGAAAUGGAAGAUAUCUUUCUUAAAGGAAUUAGAUCUCUACUAACAACUUAUAUGCAAAAAGAACUACAACCGGCCAUCAAGGAAACUCUCAUGAGAAAUAUGGGAUACACAAUAUCAUACGGUUAACCACAAUUUAAACAGUAUUUAUUGUAAAUUUGUAUAAAUGUUAGAUAGCGUCACCAAUGUGUUGUUGUAAGUUUUUAAUAAUACAUUAAAUUAUCUUUGAAAAUACUUUACUAUAUUUUUCUCA
Messenger RNA from Tribolium madens (black flour beetle), 1223 nucleotides. RefSeq lists its product as uncharacterized. Bases 233 to 1099 code for a protein of 288 amino acids. NCBI's taxonomy places the organism in Eukaryota, Metazoa, Arthropoda, Insecta, Coleoptera, Tenebrionidae. The record is from RefSeq and is a predicted model, not a curated record. The transcript is spliced from 3 exons.